Messenger RNA from Diachasma alloeum, 1443 nucleotides. RefSeq names its product synaptic vesicular amine transporter. The record is from RefSeq and is a predicted model, not a curated record. Gene Ontology annotation, cellular component: terminal bouton; synaptic vesicle membrane. Lineage: Eukaryota; Metazoa; Arthropoda; Insecta; Hymenoptera; Braconidae. Gene Ontology annotation, biological process: transmembrane transport; aminergic neurotransmitter loading into synaptic vesicle. Bases 69 to 1376 code for a protein of 435 amino acids. The transcript has 6 exons. Gene Ontology annotation, molecular function: serotonin:sodium:chloride symporter activity.
UAUAAAACGCUGGAUUUUCAAGAAGCCCUCUAUGCUAACAUCAUCAUUGUCCACGAUUACUUGGCACAAUGACACUGGAUAAUUUCAAGGACGCUCGACUGAUGCUCGUCACUGUCGUUUACCUGAGCCUCUUCUUGGAUAAUGUAUUACUCACGGUGGUCGUACCCAUUAUCCCGGACUACCUGUGCACCAUUUCUGAGAAUUCAACGCUGCUGGAGGGAGAUGAGGAAGGCAAGAUUGGCUUUUUACUUAGCUCAAAGGCCUUUGUGCAAUUAAUUCUAAAUCCAGCUGUUGGUACACUCACUGGUACCGUUGGCUACGCCAAGCCACUGUUUCUUGGAAAUUUUUGCCUCCUACUUGCUUCAUUGUUAUUUGCAUUUGGACAGACGUACGAGCUCCUCUUCCUCGCACGCAGCAUCCAGGGAAUAUCAUCGGCAUGUAUUGGGGUAUCGGGUAUGUCCCUAGUGGCCUCCCAGUACUCGGAGGAGAGUGAGCGAUCGAAAGUGAUGGGCUUUGUGCUAGGGAGUAUAGCCCUCGGGGUGCUCGUUGGCUACCCCAUAGGCUCCAUACUUUACGACAUCGAGGGAAAAAUGGCACCUUUCCUCCUCGUCUCUUCUCUCUUAUUCCUGCCGAUAUGCUUGCAAAUGUUCGUUGGCGAUUAUAUACCGAAUGAAAAGAUGAUAGAGCAACCGGAGAGCAGAACUAGCUGGAUCAAGACCCUGACUGAGUGGAAAAUUUUAACAAUCACUGGCGCUAUUUUUUUAUCGACUUUACCGAUGGCUAUUUUAGAGUCAUGUCUACCCAUCUGGUUGAGAUCCUAUAUUAAACCAAAGAAAUGGCAGUUGGGCACAGUAUUCAUACCCGACAGCGUCGGCUACCUCGUGGGCACGAAUUUUUUCGGUGUAAUAGCUUACCGCUGCGGCCGUUGCAGAACCGCGGUGAUAGCCAUGUGUCUUGUGGGCAUAAGCAUAAUUUGCCUUCCCUCCGCAAUAUCAAUAUCCCAGCUGGUUGCCCCUCAUCUGGGCCUGGGGCUGGGGAUAGGGGUGGCUGACGCUGCCCUCGUACCACUACUUGCCAGCCUCGUCGAUCAGGACGGAAACUACGGGCCCGUCUACUCGAUACAGCAGGUCGCAGUCAGUCUUGCUUACUUCCUAGGUCCCAUUGUGGGGAGUGAAUUGGUCCGGACGAUUGGUUUCCCGUGGGUGAUGAGAAUCGUCGGUAUGUUAAAUCUCACCUAUUGUCCCUGUCUCAUAUACUUGGCGAUGGUGAGAAAUAAACAACCGCUGGGUGACAACGAAGACAACAGGAGAUACAACUCGAUCGUCAAGACUGCACCCAAGUACCAGAGGUUCCAGGAGUCAGACGAGGAUCUCUGAGAGAUCAGGAUCGGUUAUUUGCCAACGAAAUUAAUUCGUCUGGAAGGAACAAUGAUUGGAGCCUUGU